AUGAGCACCAUGAGCACACAUUCCAAGACGGUGCCGUUCGCGGUGGGCGGUGCAGAGUCGCAAUCCGUCACACUACCGCCCAUCUCUUCAUUCGACAACCUCAUUCGCGCGGCCGAAGAGCAAUACACGCUCCAUUCCUCGAGCGUCUCUCCCGCGCUACCGGCGCGCGAGCAGCUCGGUAACAUAUUUUCGUACCAGCUGGGGGGCAGCGCCGGCGCGAGCGCCGCCAGCAGCGUGAGCAGCAGUGCCGGCACGGGCGGCUCGGGUAGCGGCGCGGGGGACGCGGCUGUGGUGGGUGGCGGCGGGGCGGGCGCCGACGGCGCCGGUUCAAGCCCGGUUAACGCCGCCUCGGCGGCGUACCACUUACCCGGACACGUGAGCCCCACGUCUGUGUCGUCCGACACGGCGGCGGCGGCCGCCGCCGCAGUCGCGGACGCGGAAGCAGCUCAACUGCUUCCGCCCGCCGCCGCGCUCGACCACUCGCACGCCGGCUACGCAGGGCGUGGCGCGUCGUUCGGCCACGUCUCACACGCCGGCGUGCCCCUGCAGCACCAGCUGCAGCAGCCGCUGUCGCCGCUGCAGCGGUCUCUGAGCGUCGACUCUGCACGCGUCGGCAAGCCCCGCCGCAAGAAGGAGUGUCCGGUGUGCCACCAUUUCUACGCCAACCUCUCUACGCACAAGUCUACGCACCUGACGCCCGAGAACAGGCCGCACAAGUGCCCCAUAUGUCUACGUGGAUUUGCCCGCAAUAACGACCUUCUGCGGCACCGCAAACGCCAUUGGAAGGACGAAAUCAUCGGGAAGCCCGAGCCGGCCGCGGUGGUCACUGCCACGGCCAAAGACGUGUCGCAGGAGCAGCUCAAAUCGUUGCACCAGAUUAAGGGUACGUUCAAAUGCCCGUUUAACUCCACGCUGAUUGGCCUGGACAUGGAAAUGUACCCACAGAAAAAGCAGGAGCUGGCGUUCGAGACGUCCAACUGCCAUCAGACCGGGGUUUUCUCGCGCUGCGACACGUUCAAAAAUCACCUCAAGGCUUUGCAUUUCGAGUACCCGCCGGGAACCAAGAAAAAGGACCGCGCCACGGUGCACGGGCGCUGCAAGCACUGCGGCGGCAAGUUUGCCAACGUCGACGAGUGGCUCAACGAGCACGUGGGCAAGACGUGUGGGUACGUGUACCACUAG
Lachancea fermentati is the source of this 1182-nucleotide messenger RNA. The record is from the annotation of a GenBank genome assembly. Lineage: Eukaryota; Fungi; Ascomycota; Saccharomycetes; Saccharomycetales; Saccharomycetaceae.